Molecule: messenger RNA, 1137 nt
Organism: Dioscorea cayenensis subsp. rotundata (Guinea yam)
Lineage: Eukaryota; Viridiplantae; Streptophyta; Magnoliopsida; Dioscoreales; Dioscoreaceae
Product: anthranilate synthase beta subunit 2, chloroplastic-like
Exons: 9
Coding region: 1-948 (315 amino acids)
Biological process (GO): L-tryptophan biosynthetic process
Cellular component (GO): cytosol
Source: RefSeq, a predicted model, not a curated record
AUGAGUUCACCGGCGAAGAACCAGACUCGUGGGCCUUCUCCGCGUUCUCUCGCGCUCUCAUGGCCGCCUUCGCCUCCUCGAUCGGUGCCCUCUCUCCCAAAGCCCUCCGCCCAAUCCCUCUUCAUUGGGCACCACGGUGGUAUCGCUCCCGCCGUCUUCUGCCCACCACACCGAGCUCAGAAGGAUGGGAGUAGGAGAGGGGAAUUGGUGGCUGGUAGGAGGUCGAUUGAUGUGGUGAGAGGAUUGGCUGUGGCUGGGCUGGAUGGGUCUAGGGUUCCGGAUGAGGUUAAGGUUGUGAAUCCGAUCGUCGUGAUUGAUAACUAUGAUAGUUUCACCUACAAUUUAUGCCAGUAUAUUGGAGAGCUUGGAGUUCAUUUUGAGGUGUAUCGGAAUGAUGAUGUCACUGUGGAGGAAUUAAAAGGGAGAAAUCCAAGAGGGAUACUUAUUUCCCCAGGCCCUGGAACACCUCAGGAUUCUGGAAUAUCCCUGCAAACUGUUUUAGAGCUUGGACCUUCUAUACCUUUAUUUGGAGUUUGUAUGGGCUUGCAAUGCAUUGGAGAGGCUUUUGGAGGAAAGGUUGUUCGUUCUCCUUUUGGGGUGGUACAUGGGAAAAGCUCUCCUGUGUAUUAUGAUGAAAAACUUGAUGAUCAUUUGUUUUCUGGCCUGCCAAACCCUUUUACUGCAGCUAGAUAUCACAGCCUUGUGAUUGAAAAGGAUAGUUUUCCUAGUGAUGUGCUUGAGAUAACAGCUUGGACAGAAGAUGGACUGAUAAUGGCUGCCAGACAUAAGAAGUAUAAACACAUCCUGGGGGUGCAGUUCCAUCCAGAGAGCAUCAUUACCACUCAAGGCAAAGCCAUGGUCCACAACUUUAUCAAGUUAAUCGAACGACAGGAAGCCAAAGGCUCCGGCUCCGGCUCCGGCUCUGGUUCCGAGAACUUAAAAUGCUGAUGAAAAACACUCAUCCUUCCAUCCAUCUAUGAUUUUUCAAAUUCGCAAAAAAACAAUAAAGCUAUCAUUAUACAUUAUCAUCAUUUGUUCUUUGUUUCCGGUCCCCUCGGGCACCUUAAAUUUAUUAUCUGGACAUUGUAGGGCAUGCCUCAUUUGAGCUCUUAUGAUAUACCAGGUCAUAUUAUCUCA